AUGGCUGCCACAGUAGCUUCCGCCUACAACAACGCCGCCGCUCACGGCUACCAGUCCAGCGUGACUGCCGAGUCGUCGUCUGCCAAGGCUUCGUCCUCGAGGUCUUCCCAUCGCGACCAUCACGACCGAUUCUACGGAUACCGAGAACCAUCCGAGCUCUGCGAGAGAUUCAUUCUCUACCUCUUCUCCUGCCCGCUCGACUCGACCUCGGCGUCGGCAUCCCUCCCUGCCACCUCCAACGGCAACCCUGCUCCCCGUCUUUCGGAGUUCAUCGCCUAUGCCCUCUACCGAACUCGCCUCCCUGAGGCGGUCACCUUCCAAGCUCUCUACCUCCUUCUUCGACUCAAGAUCCGCUUCCCCGCAGCACGUGGCUCUUCAGGCCACCGCCUCUUCAUCUCGGCCCUUAUGAUCGCUAGCAAGAGCAGCUGCGACGACACCUACUCCAACAAGUCGUGGGCCAUCGUCGGUCAGGGUCUCUUCAGUCUGCGCGAGAUCAACCAGAUGGAGCGCGAGCUCUUCGGCUACCUCGGCUAUAAGGUCAACGUCUCUCCCGAGGACCUCGAGAUGUUCACCUGCGAGCUCGAGCAGGAUGUGGAUGGUGGACGUAUCGACUUGGUGGUGCGCAAGAUCCUGGAGCUCAUGUCUCGUCGUCGCAGCAUUGACGGGUCGUCGGAUGAAUCAGGAAGGGAGCGAUGCGAGAGUGUGUCGAGCUCGCCGCCUACGCCUGCGCUGGAGUCGUCAUCGGGCUUCUCGUCGCCGUCGACCGACUCGCAUGCUGGCCCGUACCGUGCAGCUGGCCGACACUCGAGGCAGUCGAGCGUCACGCAAGCCUUCAGCCAGCGCGCUAGCAUCUCGGGCCCAUCGAGCAGCAACUCGAUGCCUGCCGCUACACCUAUGGUCAAGAGCGCCAGUCAUCGUCAGGAACGAAGCGCCACGGCCCCGAGCUUCAUCCACCCCUUCGCCAACACCGCUCGCGAGAGGUCUCGCCCCUACACCACCCCUUCGCACAGCAUGCCUCUCUCGGCAUCCUCCUCCUCGUCGUCGUACUACGCCGACUCACCGACGGCCUCCAUGUGCUCGUCGACCUCGUACGCCGCUUCCAGUGCAACAUCGGCGACGCCAUCCCCCUACGCCUCGCGCUCUUCUAUCAUGUCCGGUCGCACCACGCCCGACACCCCACCCUCCGACAUGGAGGCUCAGUUCGACGACGCACGCUACUACCCAGCCAAGUUUGACCUCAGCCCCACGUCCCACUACAAGCUUCCUUCCUCCCAGUCGGUUCAGGCGCACAACCUGCACCCGUACCACUGCUGGAGGUCUUAG
Messenger RNA from Kalmanozyma brasiliensis GHG001, 1323 nucleotides. RefSeq names its product Cyclin PHO80-like protein. Gene Ontology annotation, molecular function: cyclin-dependent protein serine/threonine kinase regulator activity; protein kinase binding. The transcript has 2 exons. Gene Ontology annotation, cellular component: nucleus; cyclin-dependent protein kinase holoenzyme complex. Bases 1 to 1323 code for a protein of 440 amino acids. Lineage: Eukaryota; Fungi; Basidiomycota; Ustilaginomycetes; Ustilaginales. Gene Ontology annotation, biological process: regulation of cyclin-dependent protein serine/threonine kinase activity. The record is from RefSeq and is a predicted model, not a curated record.